UCCCUUGCGCCGCUGAACACGUCACAUUCCCUCGCCUCGAUUCAAUCUUUUCCCUCUUUGAAUCGUUGGUGUUUAAAUCGCGUUGGUUCUCGGACUUGUUCUCCUUUUCCAGCCGUUUUAAACUGAGUUCAGCAGAAUGGGUCCUGUAGAGCUGCUCCACAUGUCAGUUUUCUCUCAGAGUUUUUCUCCCUGCGGUCGAUUCCUGGCAGCUGGAAACAACUAUGGAGAGAUCGCUCUGUUCAGCCUGUCUGCAGCUCUGAGUCCAGAUGCCACAGGACUGAGUCAGAAACCGGUUCUGACCUUCACCGCUCACGAAGGUCCGGUCUUCUCUCUGCUGUCGACGGACUGUCACCUCCUGAGCGCAGGGAACGGGGAGGUCAGCGCCUGGAGCUGGACCGAACUCAUCAAGAAGAACGUCAAACCUCUGUGGACCAAAAGACCGAACUACAAGUCGAGUCUGGAGAUUCCAGAGAUCAACUCCAUGACCAUCAACAGCAGAGACAACAGUCUGAUCGUCGGUGGAGGAGACAACAACCUGCACGUCCUGGACCUGGAACAUGGAGUGUUCAAGGCGGUCCUGCAGGGUCACUCAGACUACGUCCACUGUGUGACCAUGAGGGAGAGGGAGGCGGAGAUCCUGUCAGGGGGGGAGGACGGAGCUGUGAGGAUGUGGGACAGCCGCACGGCGCAGAGCGUUCACUGCAUCGACGUCUACAAGUACGAGAGCUGUGCUCGGCCUCAGUUCGGUAAAUGGAUCAGCUGUUUGACCACAGACUCCGACUGGAUGCUGUGUGGUGGAGGUCCGUCUCUGUCUCUGUGGCAUCUCCGCUCUCUGUCUCCGACCUCCACCUUCCCUCUGAGCGGCUGCCAGAGACAGGCCGCCUUCUACCAGGACAUGAUCCUGGCGGUGGGCGAGGGUCCGUUCGUGUCCCACUGUCUGCUGGGAGGAGACGUCAAAGCUCAGAUCCCCUGUUCUCCACAGAGCCUCAACACGCUGCAGCUCAACACCAACAGCACCGAGCACCGGGUUCUGACGGUCGGAGGCAGCAGCGCUCACAUCGACGUCUUCACCAACCUGUCGUACAGAGCCUUCUCCCUCAGCUUCUGAACAUGGACCGGACUCUCUGUGGCCCCCAAAACCUGAACUGGACUCAGACCUGGACCCUGAAACCGAGUCUGAAAUCGGUGUGAGGAGAAACUUUGUCAAAAUAAUAAUGUACGGUGGCCCUGAGAGGUCGAUAAACUGCAGCUUAAGAACAAAACCAAACACAAAAACAUGCUGUAAGUAGCACAGACGACACAACAGGAAGUGUUUCAAGAGGGACACAAACAAGUGACGCACCCGUCUGGGACAUGUUUGUUCAGCUGAAGUCGGCCACUCGUCAUUUUCCAACAUCCAACACAUUCCCGAUGGGUGCGUCACUUGUUUGUGUCCCUCUGGAAACACUUCCUGUUGUUGUCAGUUUGUUGAACUCGGUGCCACCGUAAAAAUUCUAUUAAAAUGUCCUCAAAACGUUGGUUUCUAACUCAACAAACUCACACCUGUAUGAACGCUGACGUGUGACAGAUGAAGCUCGGAGCAGUUUUUUGUGAAACUUUUGUAUCUUUUAGUUUGAAGAUAAUAAAAUAUUUUUGCCAUUUUAUACAAA
Molecule: messenger RNA, 1649 nt
Organism: Lates calcarifer (barramundi perch)
Lineage: Eukaryota; Metazoa; Chordata; Actinopteri; Centropomidae
Gene: thoc6
Product: THO complex 6
Exons: 13
Coding region: 137-1108 (323 amino acids)
Biological process (GO): mRNA export from nucleus
Cellular component (GO): transcription export complex; THO complex
Molecular function (GO): protein binding
Source: RefSeq, a predicted model, not a curated record